AAUUCGAGGCCCUGAGGGGGGGAUUGCUUAGGGUUCGGAGGUUGGCGUGGGUUUCAAUGGGGUUGGAGGAACACUGUGUAGAAUUAUGCAGGGAUCUGAGACUGGAAACUCCACCUGCAAAUGAGAAAUGGGGCUUGCAAAAUGCCGAAGUCAUCUGAGCUUUCUAUUGUCUUCUAGAGCUUCUUCAAUGGUGCUUGAUUGGUGGAUUCGUCUUGGUCCUGAAUAAAAAACAUGCAGAGUUUUGGUGCCGAGGAAGAAGAAGAUGUCUUCUUUGACUCUUUUGAUUGGACUCCUGUAGAUUCUUCACCGUCUGGCAGCACUGUGGACGAAGAGGAAGAGGCUGGAUUCGGAAAACUCGAUUCGGAAAUUUGGAAAAAGGAUGUGAUGAGUGUCCGUGAGAGGAGGAAGAGAUUUUUAGUUGGUAUGGGUUUGGACGAGUUUGUCUUGUCUCCAUUGGGUGGCUCGUCAGGGUCGGAAGAGUGUAAUCAGCCCUUAGAGAAUAAGGGGCUGGAAAGACUUACAGAAAGCAGUGGUGCUGUCUCGAAUUCCUUGUCUUCUUCUUGUGAUGACGAGGGGCCGAAGGACUCUGUUUGUUGUAUAAGGGACUUGGACAGCGGAAAGAAAUUCGUCAUUCAUGACCUCGGUCAAGAUGGUUUGUUUAGCAUGCUCAAAGAGGUCGGCUCGAACAAACUGAUUUCCUUGCAAGAGUUUGAAUCAGUGCUUGGUCUUUCUUGCUUUGUUCAGAAAUUCAUGAGGAAAGAAGUUGCUCAUCCGGGAGAAAAGGUAGAUGCUGGCCUUAAUGGAAGGAUAGAGAAGCCGAAAAAGUGGUGGAAAAGGUAUAUACCGAAGAGGCUUUUGGCCGGAAUUUGUAAGAAUGAUGUUUCCGUUAAAAGUUCCAAAUUGCCCAGGUCCAUCAGAGCGAAAGUUCUUCGGCAUAAGAAGAAGUGCUUGGAGUUCACAGCACUCUACAUGGGGCAAGAAAUUCGAGCGCACAAGGGCGCGAUUAGGACUAUGAAAUUUAGUACUUCUGGGUGUUAUCUAGCAAGUGGAGGCGAAGAUUGUGUCGUACGCAUUUGGCAGGUUAUUGAAGCAGAAGCCUCUUGCAAAUGUUCUAUUGAAAAUGGUUCCUGUGAUUUUGUUGAUAAAAUCAAAGAUACAAAGUCGAUGCUUGGUAUGAAGGGUAUAGAUGCUGCCCCAAUUGUCAUUCCGAAGAAGGUUUUCAUGAUUGAUGAGAUUCCACUACAAGAAUUUCAUGGGCAUACAAGUGAUGUGUUGGACCUCUCAUGGUCAAAUACUGAUUGUUUGCUUACAUCAUCCAUGGACAAAACUGUGCGCCUUUGGAAAGUCGGUUGCGAUGGAUGCCUUAAAGUUUUUCAUCACAAUGAUUAUGUGACAUGCGUUCAGUUCAAUCCUGUUGAUGAUGAAUACUUCAUCACUGGCUCCAUUGAUGGAAAAGUUCGCAUCUGGGGUGUGACCGAGAAUCAUGUAGUCAAUUGGGCUGAUAUACGAGAUAUUGUGACUUCUGUAUGUUACCGCCCUGAUGGAGAGGGAUUUGUUGUUGGUUCUGUCACGGGAAAUUGCCGCCUCUAUAACUACUCAGGUAUAGGUAACACAAUGCGGUUGGAAUCACAAUUUUGCAUUCAAGGUAGGAAGAAGUCUUCUGGAAAACCAAUUACUGGCCUACAGUUCUCCCCAGAAGAUUCUCAAAGGGUUAUGAUCACAUCAGCAGACUCCAGAGUUCGGAUUUUUGACGGGGUCGAUGUCAUUCACAAAUUCAGAGGUCUACGGAAAAGCAAGAGCCAGCUAUCAGCAUCAUUCACUUCGGAUGGAAGAUACAUUGUCUCUGUAGGCGAGGACUCCAAUGUGUACAUAUGGAACUAUGAUCUCUCUGGCAGACAACAAUCAUCCAAAGUAACAAAGUCACUGAAAUCACUAAAGUCAAUUCGAUCAUGUGAACUCUUCUCUUCUGAAGGUUUAUCACUAGCAGUGCCUUGGCCAGGCAUAAACCACAGGGACUCAGACUCAAACAACCACCACCUUCAUCUCCCCUCUCAACCCGCCAAGAUUCUAGAGCCUUCGACUUGGCUCUGGGACUCAGACUUCUGUUCUCUUGGUGCAUGGCUCUUUGCCGACGGCAUAUCCAAGGGAUCUGCUACAUGGCCAGAGGAGAAACUUGUAGCCUCUCAUCGAAAUUCUCUGGAGGUUAGAGAUCAUCACCAUAUGCAUCACCGGUAUCAGCACCUCACGCAUCUCUCAGCCACAUGGAGCUUGGUUAUUGUAACAGCUAGUUGCGAUGGAACCAUCAGGUCUUUCCACAACUAUGGAUUGCCUGUUAGGCUCUAAAACGAAGAGGCGAGAAAGGCUGAGAAUGGUGUAGAAUAAGCGAAAUGCUCGUUCUUCGAUGUUACUCGUGUACAGAGGGCUGGAUGCCGGUGGCUGUCGGGUGAUCUUGAUUCUUGCUCCUUCGCUAUUUGGGUUUUUCAUUCUUCAAACCUGUAAUAGUUGAAUUAAGUUUGCGAUGUAUGGAGCAUAGAGGAUAGUGGCGUAGGGAACGGAGGAAGAUGAAUAAAGAGGCGUAUAGAGAAGAGAAUAGAUAGAAAUCUAGGAAUUUUGUAGCUCUUUCCAUAUAUCCACCUCUCCAAAUGUCAAAAAAGUGUUUAGUUGAAAAGAGCAGCCAUUGGAUGCAAAAAUGGCAAUUUGCGAUAUUGUCC
Messenger RNA from Asparagus officinalis (garden asparagus), 2711 nucleotides. Its product is annotated as WD repeat-containing protein YMR102C-like. The transcript is spliced from 8 exons. Gene Ontology annotation, molecular function: protein binding. NCBI's taxonomy places the organism in Eukaryota, Viridiplantae, Streptophyta, Magnoliopsida, Asparagales, Asparagaceae. The record is from RefSeq and is a predicted model, not a curated record. The coding region runs from base 232 to 2343 and encodes 703 amino acids.